This is a messenger RNA of Girardinichthys multiradiatus, 3404 nucleotides long. RefSeq names its product zinc transporter ZIP3-like. The transcript is spliced from 3 exons. Gene Ontology annotation, biological process: zinc ion transmembrane transport. Gene Ontology annotation, cellular component: plasma membrane. Lineage: Eukaryota; Metazoa; Chordata; Actinopteri; Cyprinodontiformes; Goodeidae. The coding region runs from base 294 to 1247 and encodes 317 amino acids. Gene Ontology annotation, molecular function: zinc ion transmembrane transporter activity. The record is from RefSeq and is a predicted model, not a curated record.
AAUGUCUUUGAAACUUUUGCGUCGAGAGUUAUUACAAAAGUGAAUUUAAAUAUCAGUUAAUAGGUGUAAAAGUGAAAAAUACGCUGUGGACGGGGAGUUCUGUGUCAUCAGGAAUCCACCAAUCAGGGCUCACGUUGAAUCUGACGGUGAAGCGGAAAUGUUUUGAUGCACCUGCGGAUGCAGCGGACGGAUGUCCGAACAGUGAAACCAGCAGAGGCAUUGGAGCUCCUCCCUUGGUGAACAGACUGGAAGUUAUGUCACUCUGCUGGUUGUAGCGUCUUGACAGCGUCAGGAUGCAGAUCCUGGUUGCUAAGCUGCUUGGCCUGCUGGGACUGUUUGGCCUCAUGCUGGCUGGCAUUCUCGUCCCAGUGCGCCUCCUGGUGGUCGACUGUGAGAAAGCCAGCAGGUACAGACGUGGGCUGGCUCUGUGCAACUCGUUUGGAGGAGGCGUGUUCCUGGCAACAUGCUUCAACGCCCUGCUGCCAGCCGUCAGAGACAAGGUGGAUGCUGUCUUCCAGCAGCUGCAGAUCAGCAGCGAUUAUCCACUGGCUGAGACCAUGAUGAUGGUGGGUUUCUUCAUCACGGUGUUUGUGGAGCAGGCAGUUCUGACCUUUCGGAAGGAGAAACCGUCCUUCAUCGACCUGGAGACCUUUAACGCAGGUGGGUCCGAGGCUGGCAGCGACUCUGAGUAUGAUACGCCCUUCAUCCCUUCGCCCAGGAGCUCCACAGGCAGAGACGGCCAGAGGAGCCGAGGACACCAGCACGGACACUUUGCUCCUUCUGAGCUGGUGGGGGCGGGGCCUUUGAGGUUGGCUGGUCUGGUUCUGGCCCUGUCGGCACACUCGGUGUUCGAGGGGCUGGCGCUUGGCUUGCAGGAGGACGGCUCCAAGCUGGGCAGCCUUUUUCUGGGUGUGGCCGUCCACGAGUCGCUGGCCGCUGUCGCCCUUGGCGUCAGCGUGGCCAAGGCGUCGCUCUGCAUGAAGGACGCUGCCAAGCUGGCCGUCACCGUCAGCCUAAUGAUCCCACUGGGGACGAUGGUGGGGAUGGGCAUCGAGUCGACACAGACGCUGGCAAGCAGCGUGGUUUCGGUAUUGCUGCAGGGACUCGCCGCCGGAACCUUCCUGUUUGUCACAUUCUUCGAGAUCCUCUCUCAGGAGCUGGAGGACAAACAGGACCGGCUCCUCAAAGUGCUCUUCCUCAUCCUGGGCUACGCGGCGCUGGCCAUACUCGUCUUCAUCAAGUGGUGACUGACAGGAAGUGAGCAGAACUGUUCAUCUUUAGUAAAUAAAUUCAAUGCCACAUCAAUUCCUUUAGGUGAAAGCAAGUACUACGAUUUGAAUGGGAGUCGAUGAAACUUUAGCUGUGUUUGGUGAAUUUAAGCUAUGAAAGAAGCAAACAGAGUUGUUCUGUUUGCGUUCGGUGCUCAGAUUUCAUGACAGACAAGAUAAACAGUUAUAUGAAGUAGCUCCUGUUCAGGAUUAGUAAAAUUAUCUGCAAAAACUUUGAAGUAAAGAAUCCAAAAUCUGUCACUUUAGCUUGUCUCUGUUAAAGUGGAUCAACAACAGCUUCAUCCAGUUUACAUGUGGUCUUCUAUCACCUUAUAUUAAUAAAAUAAUGAUGCAAUAUAAAAUACAGGAAAUAAUGAUACUCCUGCAGAUAAGUAUUGUGCCAGAAGAGCUAAUUUUCCAAGUUAUAGAUCAAGAACCCCAUAAAUAUAACAUUUAAAACAACAAAAAGCAAAUAAAAUGUAAAUAGGAGCAUCGACAACAUAAAUGAUUUAUUUAAAAAGCAAAUGAAUCUAGGUUUGGUCCCAUUAGGUGUCACUAGUGAUGUUUUCUACCUGUUUACAUGAUUGCUGUGAUGUGAUCACCUGAAACCAUCAAACCUGCAUCUGUUUGCUUUGUUUCUUUCAUCAAACACCCCAGCAUUCAUAGUGUAGCUCCUAGUUUCCCCUGUAGGGGGCGUGGAUGCAAUGCAGGUUCUGAAUACCUAGAAGAAGAAAGGACCAAUUCUGGCAUAAUUAGGAAUACAGAAAUAAAUAACUGACUCAGUAAAAUAAUUACCGGGUCACUUUUUGGCCCAGUAAUGUUUUUAUUGAAUCAUUUUAUGUAUUUGUGUUUGUAUUAAUUAGGAUUGGACUUCCACAGAACCAGGGAUGUUCUGGCAAACCUGGAUGGAUGUUUGUGAAGAUGUUUCUGGAAAUUCAGUUUGAAGGUUUUUCAGGAGCGAAGACGAUUCUAAGCUUCAGUUUGAGCUGAAAUCUGAACCAUCGGCACCAAGCUUACAAUCGCACUGAGUUACAAGAACCAAAGAACCUCCAAUCCUGUUUUUAUCUAAUGAGUCAAUUUUAUUAAUUUGAUGUUUGUCCCUGAACCUGAUCUGUCAGGCUUUAAAUGAUGCGUUCUUCUACUUGAAACUCUAGAAAAUGUCCCUCAGGUUCUACAGGUUCUGUUUGAUCAGAAGGCAUCAGCAGGGAUAACUGGGUUUAUGGGAACAGAGGACAGGAAACAGAGAAACCUUCAGUAUCUGCAGAAAGGGUUCAGUGAGUAUGCUGCAAUCAAUAGAUGGUGGCUGAACUUCCAUCCAAGCUCUGAUGGUGAUCAAACACAUGUGGCAUUAAGACUAGACCCAAAUGAUGGAUCGGUUUCCAUCCUCAUGAGAAGCUGACCUUUACCUGCAGCUGGAUCCAUACUGUCAUCCUGGAAUUCCUGCAUCAUCUAAACUGGACCUUUGCUGCAUUUGGCAGCUCAGAAACCAGACCCGAACCACUGAGUUACCUCAGUCUGAACCUGCAGGAACCCACUGCUCUGACACUAAGAACAAGAACAGAACCACAGAUAGCCUGUUAGACUCUAAACAUACAAGUCCAUGCUCAUCUCCAUCAGAACCAGCAUCUCUCAUCUUCUUUCAGGAUUAAUACAACUGCCUUAGACUACUGGGCCUUAGAGCUGUCUGAUACUUCUUACAUUCCAGCUGUCCCACCUGAGCAGUUGAACACAGAGCAGAGAGAAGAACCUGCAGAAGAUGAGAGGCUUCUUGCUGCACCUGAAGCUUGGAGAUCUGUUGUUCUGUUUCUGCUCUUCAAGUUCAACAUACAGAUGAUAAAACUCCAAAGUGAAGAAGCAGCUGGGACAGACCAGACCUCCAGGAUCCAGCAGAACCUGCUGAGAUUUUUAAAGCUCCAGCUGAUUCCUGCAGUUCUCUGCACAUCCUCCCAGUUCUCCUAGACCUCCAGCAUCCAGUAUGACGUCACUCCCUGCUGUCCGUCCUGAAGAUCCCUGCUGACAAAACUGCUGUUAACGUUAAAUCCAUGAAGCUGUUUUAUAAUCUAGUGAUUUUGUUAUGAUGUGUCAUGUUCCGUGACUUAACUGUUGUCAGUUGGAAAUAAAUGGGUCAGAACCAGA